CAAAAACCUCUCAAACCCCUCUCUGCUGAGCUUUCAAAAUCGUACCAAAAUGCCUCGAGCAUCAAAGAGAAAAUCUGACACACCCAAAUCUACUUCUGCCAAAUCUGCUCGCUCGGAAUCUAUCACCACUGCUUCAGGCAAGACUACGAAGUUUGGGUUGUCUGUCGAUAAUCUUUUUCAGAAGUAUGCCAAUAAGCUGCUAGGCAUGAUCGAUCCAGAGGGGAUUGAGGCACUAUGCUCAGAUCUUGGAGUAGACCAUACAAAUGUCAAAAUUUUGAUGCUCGCUUGGAAAUUGAAAGCUGAAAAGCAGGGAUAUUUUACUCAGGAUGAAUGGAGAAAAGGUUUAAAAGAUCUCCAGGUUGAUACGAUUAACAAAUUGAAAAAAUCCCUGCCAAAAUUGGAAGCAGAGGUUAUGAUGCCUGAAAAUUUUGAGGAUUUUUAUUCCUACGCUUUUCGUUACUGCCUUACUGAGGAUAAGCAGAAGUGUGUGGACAUCGAGAGCAUUUGUCUACUGAUUGAUCUUGUUCUGGGGCCCCAAUUCCGGGCUCAGGUUGACUCAUUUAGUGAGUUUCUCAAGAAUCAGACUGAUUAUAAGGUGAUCAACAUGGAUCAAUGGAUGAAUUUUCUUCGAUUUUGCCAAGAGGUUAGCUUUCCAGACCUUGAAAACUAUGAUCUCGACCAAGCAUGGCCUGUGAUUUUGGAUAAUUUUGUUGAGUGGAUGAGAGAAAAACAGAACUGAUCUCCGCGUGUUGAGUUCUUGUAAAUGCUAACGAAAAGAAUUUGAAGUGCAUGCACGAUUCAUGACAGCUGCACCAUUCAGUGUGAAGCUGGUCUUCUUUCUGCUACAGAACUACAAGCCUGAGGAGGGUUCAACACAUUUGUGUCGAGGGGGAUAUACUAAGUUUUCUUCCUUGAAGAAUGCUUGUAGGAACCUUUUUGAUUUUUCGUUUUAGUUACAAACGAAAUGUAUUCUGCUAUUUUUUUAAAUUAAUAUUUUUGUCAACUUCUUGAUUUUGGAAUUUCACUAGUUAGUGAUAUGGAUCAUUUGAUCCUUAUAUGGUAGUCAUACAUGUGAAUGGAGGUAAAAAAAAACAAUAUGUUGAAGUGAAACUAAAUGUGGUUUAUCUAUUACA
This is a messenger RNA of Solanum verrucosum, 1133 nucleotides long. RefSeq lists its product as uncharacterized. Gene Ontology annotation, molecular function: ubiquitin-like protein binding; ubiquitin conjugating enzyme binding; cullin family protein binding. The coding region runs from base 50 to 739 and encodes 229 amino acids. Lineage: Eukaryota; Viridiplantae; Streptophyta; Magnoliopsida; Solanales; Solanaceae. Gene Ontology annotation, cellular component: ubiquitin ligase complex. The record is from RefSeq and is a predicted model, not a curated record. Gene Ontology annotation, biological process: protein neddylation; positive regulation of ubiquitin-protein transferase activity. The transcript is spliced from 9 exons.